Messenger RNA from Sinocyclocheilus anshuiensis, 867 nucleotides. RefSeq names its product hyphally regulated cell wall protein 1-like. The record is from RefSeq and is a predicted model, not a curated record. The transcript is spliced from 3 exons. The annotation marks the transcript as partial. Lineage: Eukaryota; Metazoa; Chordata; Actinopteri; Cypriniformes; Cyprinidae. Gene Ontology annotation, molecular function: serine-type endopeptidase inhibitor activity. Gene Ontology annotation, biological process: innate immune response; antibacterial humoral response. Gene Ontology annotation, cellular component: extracellular region.
AGAUUGUGUACCUGGUCCUGUACUCGUGACUCUAACUGUCCCAACAAUGAGAAGUGCUGCAGCAAUGGAUGCGGACGUUACUGUACGGCUCCAUGUACAGUGAAGCCAGGUCAAUGUCGCAACCGGCAGGACAUUCCACUGUCUGCUGAAAGCUGUUUCCAUGACGGCCAGUGUCCUGCCACACAGAGAUGUUGCCCAACCACAAGCGGCCGUGCAUGCAGUGAACCAAGCGGUCAGAGAAGCAGUUAUGGUCAGGGAAGCGGUCAAGCAAAUGUUCAGGCAAGAGGUAAGGGAAGCGGUUAUGGUCAGGCAAGUGGACAUUCAAGUGGUCAGGGAAGCGGUCAAGGAAAUGGUCAGGGAAGCAGUCAAGGAAAUGGUCAGGGAAGCGGUCAAGGAAAUGGUCAGGGAAGUGGUCAAGGAAGUGGUCAAGCAAGCAUUCAGGGAAUGGUUUAUAGUCAGGCUAGUGGUCAAGCACAUGGUCAGGGAAGUGGCCAGGCAAGCCUUCAAGGAAAUGGUCAAGGAAGUGGUUAUGGUCAGGCAAGCGGUCAUGGAAGUGGUCAAGGAAGCAGUCAGUCAAGCCGGCAAGGAAAUGAUCAGGGAAGCGAUCAUGGUCAGGCAAGCGGUCAUGGAAGUGGUCAAGGAAGCAGUCAGGCAAGCCGGCAAGGAAAUGAUCAGGGAAGCGAUCAUGGUCAGGCAAGCGGUCAUGGAAGUGGAAGCGAUCAUGGUCAGGCAAGCGGUCAUGGAAGUGGUUAAGGAAGCAGUCAGUCAAGCCGUCAAGGAAAUGGUCAGGCAAGUGGUCAGGCAAGCAUUCAAGGAAAUGGUCAGAGAAGCGGUCAGGCAAGCAGUCAGGGAAGCGGUUAUGGCCAG